Molecule: messenger RNA, 1137 nt
Organism: Iphiclides podalirius (scarce swallowtail)
Lineage: Eukaryota; Metazoa; Arthropoda; Insecta; Lepidoptera; Papilionidae
Source: the annotation of a GenBank genome assembly
AUGAGCGCACAAAAGUGUGUGGUAGAAGGCUGUAAUUUGGAGUAUGAUGUAGUCUGCAGUUUUUCAUUCUACAAUGUAAACACGUCGUCACAGGGAGAUGCCCAGAGGCAGGAAUGGAUCGAGGGGGCCAUGCAGGAGGAGAGCGAGUGUUUAUGGCGGCAUGUCAGCUUACAGCUCUGUGGGUAUCACUUUGAACUGGACGCACAAGGCCUCUGGAUUGACUCCCCCAUGCUGCCGGAACUACUCACUCCUCAAGAGCAGACAGCGCCCAUCACACAAUCAGCGAGUGACAAAAAAGCCGCCGACAUAAUACGAAUGGAGCACAACUACAGCGUGGAGCCGAUCAAGAAGGAGCCGGCCGAGAGCAUAUCCAGGCUGAAUGUCCGCCAACUAGUCGACACGCUGGGCUACCUGUCUUUGAAAAACCUCCAGCGGAAACAGCUGUGGGUGGUGAAAGUGGAGUCGGACAAAGCGGAGGCCUCCAUCACCCAGUCGGAGCAGGUGAUCACCAAAAUGCCGGAUCCCAAGCAGAUAAUUGAGAUCAUACCGCAGACGUCGACUGCGCAGGGCGCGGAGGGCCAGAGCGAGGUGCUGCACAUAAUGGACGAGUCGAACAUAGCGGAGAACUUCAUCUACGAGAUAGCCGAGGAGCAGGAGAUCAGCAUGGAGGAGGUGAAGGAGAUCCCGGUGGGGGACGGCACCGAGUGGACGGUGAACAUCAUACCGGAGCCGGGGCGGCCGAAGUACGCGUACAUAAAGCACUGCAACGGCGGCAAGAAGAAGCGCCACUUCACCGCGGAGAUGGACGAGCUCACGCUGCAGGGGGACUACGAGAACUACUACAUACUGCCCGACGUGGACCCGUCCGUAGGCGUCGAGAUCACGACCAGCUACGAGCCGGACGGCUACGUGGUGGGCGACUACGAGCACCUGGUGCUGGAGGAGAGGCCGCGCAAGAGGCAGCGCGAGGCGCAGGAGGCGAGGCGGAGGCGGAAGAGGCAGCCGCGCCCGCAGACGGAGGACUGGGCGAUCGACGCGGCCUACGACCACGACGCGAGCGACGACUUCGACGACAAGAAGGCCUCCGCCAGAGUGCGCCGGCGGAACAAGAAGUACUUAGGCUACGACUUCGUCACC